CAGCGAACGUGUUGCUGAUAAUUGUGCUAUCGACAGUUCAUGAUGGAUUUCCCAAAUAUAGAAAAAUGUGAGGCUCCUGUUGAGGAGAUUACUGAGAAGAUGCAGAAGUCAUUUUCCAUUGAUGAGGAGGACAUGGAGACCUAUCGCAUGUACAUUAACGAUGGCAAGGAUGCAGCCAGGGAAGGAAAUUUGUCACAAGCCCUAGAGAUGUUCAAGUCAGCCUACAAGAUACAUUCCUCUGAGAAACUUAAAAGCAGAAUGAAGAAGAUUGAGGAGACUUUGCAGGAAAUUGCAAGUCAAGGAUUUGAUGAGGACGAUGACUUUGUUAAUGUGAACGACUCUGGCUUUAUGCUCUUUAAAGAACUGUAUAACAAACUGUAUGAUUAUCAGAAAGAAGGUGUUGCCUUUCUCUAUGGUUUGCAUAGAGAUGGUAAAAAGGGGGGCAUUUUGGCUGAUGACAUGGGAUUGGGGAAGACCAUUCAAAUCAUUGCAUUCCUUUCUGGAAUGUAUGAUCAUGAAUUGGUUAAUUAUACUCUUCUUGUUAUGCCAACCUCACUACUCGCCAACUGGACAAAGGAGUUUGCCAAGUGGGCACCAGGCAUGCGCGUCAAAGAGUUUCAUGGAAGCAAAGCGGAACGUAACCGAAAUUUGGUGAGAAUCCAAAGAAAAGGUGGCGUCGUCAUUACCACAUACAACAUGUUGCUUACCAACUGGGAGCUCCUGUCCUCCUGUAAUGGCCGUGAGUUUCGGUGGGAUUAUGUCAUCUUGGAUGAAGCGCACAAGAUUAAAUCAUCCUCGACCAAAACUGCCAAAAGUGCUCAUGCCAUACCAGCUAAACAUCGCAUCCUUCUCACUGGUACACCUGUGCAAAACAACCUAAGCGAACUGUGGGCACUGUUCAACUUUGCAUUUCAAGGUGCUCUUCUUGGUACAGCGAGAACAUUCAAGACUGAGUAUGAAAACCCAAUCACCCGUGCCAGGGAGAGGGAUGCAACCCCAGGGGAGAAGGCUCUUGGGCUGAAGAUUUCUGAAAAUUUGAUGGCAAUUAUAAACCCUUACUUCAUGAGGAGAACAAAGCAGGAAGUUCAGAUGAAAAAGAAAAAUGACACUGAUGGCAGGCAAAGCACAAUGGAUGUUGAUAACAAGGAGAACGAAAAUCCCAGGGCUGGAGGAGCAGAUAUGCCAACUCUCACAAGAAAGAAUGACCUGAUUGUAUGGACUUACUUGAGUACAAUCCAGGAAGACAUCUACAGACAGUUCAUUUCAUUAGACCACAUUAAAGAACUGCUCACGACCUGUCGCUCACCACUGGCAGAAUUAACCGUCCUGAAAAAGCUCUGUGACCACCCAAGGCUGUUGUCAGCCAGGGCGGUUGCUCAGUUGGGUCUUGAAGAGGGUAUCAACCCCAGGGAGCCUCAUGAUGAAAAUGAGUCUGCUGCCUGCCAAAUUGAUCACAUACCCGAUGAGACCCUGGUGUCUGAAUCUGGCAAGUUGACUUUUCUUGUAGCGCUCCUGGAAAGGUUGCGGGAGGAAGGCCAUCGCACACUUGUGUUCUCUCAUUCAAGGAAGAUGUUGGACAUAAUCGAGCGAGUCUUGACCAACAAAGGAUUCAAGCUCAUGAGAGUUGAUGGCACUGUAAUUCAUCUGCAUGAGAGAGAGCGACGUAUUGCAGUUUUCCAGAAAAACAAACAGUACACUGUGUUUCUUCUAACUACCCAAGUAGGAGGUGUGGGCAUAACACUGACCGCAGCCAACAGAGUGGUCAUCUUUGACCCAAGCUGGAAUCCAGCAACAGAUGCUCAGGCCGUAGACAGGGCAUACCGGAUUGGUCAAACAGAAAAUGUUGUGAUUUACCGGCUAAUCACCUGUGGGACUGUGGAGGAGAAGAUUUACAGACGUCAGGUCUUCAAGGAUUCCUUGAUCAGACAGACCACAGGAGAUAAAAAGAAUCCAUUCCGGUAUUUCAGUCAACAGCAGUUGCGGGAACUCUUCAAACUUGAAGAAACCCGGUCAUCCUCGACUCAACAGCAGCUGCAGUCGAUGCAUUCCAAUCAGCGACGUACUGAUGCUGAGCUCGACGAACAUAUCGCUUACCUGCACUCUAUGGACAUGUUUGGUAUUUCGGACCAUGACCUUUUGUUCUCCCAUGAUGCAGCAGCACAUGAAGACUACCCGGAGGAUCAAGAAUCUCAAUGCUACAUUGAGAACCGUGUGCUGAAAGCACAUGAGCUGAUGAAAGCAGAGUCAGAAAUGCAGAAGCAAUUCGUGGAAAACAUUGCCUCCCGCACAGAACCUGCAUACCUUCGAAAUCCAGGUCCGGGAAAGAGGUCUACUGAAAGCAAGCCAGUCAAAGUACAACCAGCCAUCAGUCCUGUGAGGAUCCAUGUCUCCAAUGAAGUUUCCCCUGCAGUGGUGGACCUCACUCAAUCUUCGCUGGACUCAGACGAGCAUGUGCACAAUCUAAGUAACAAACUAGGUGAAUUUGUUCUUGAUUGUAGCACUGAAUACAAGAAGUCACCUGAACAAGUCAAAAUAGAGGAUGAAAUGUAUUCAAGAAAUUCACCUUCUGUAAUCCAUUCCCUCAUAGAAGUGCACUCAUAUUCAGAGAAUGAAGUAGCAGACCCUUCAGUUCAUGGAGAUGAUGAAAGGAUGACUUCAAUCCAUGGGGAUAAUGACAGUGUUUUGUCAGUGCACGAUAGUAUAAAUGUGGAAGGACUUGCGCAUUCUGACCAUGGAGAGCAGUCCUGCAGAUCUGACAAUCUUGAAAAGGCUGAAGUGCUUCCUACAAUCCAACAUUCUCCAUCAGUUAAUUUUGAUACCAAUGUUGUUGAAUGUGACCCUGCAGUUCAUUGUCAAAUUAAUUCUAAAUGGUCUGUCCUUCAAGAGUCAGACAUUGACAAUGAAGGUGAUCCAGAGCAAUCCUGGAAGUCAAAUUCUGAGUCCUUCCAAGGUAAUUUCAAUUUGCAGUUGGAAGAUAGUGGUGAGGAAAUGUUUCCCGAUAAGGAAAAUGGUGCCCUUGUGGAGGAGAACCCAGGUCUCCAGUUGCAGAUGGAGGCCAGCGUCAAUGUGUCUGCAACAGAGAGUAGAAGUGCCAAUUGCAUUAGUGAAGAAGACCCCACAGAAGACCCUUCCUUAUUGUUUUCAUUGAAAAAAAAGCCCACACAAGUAAUUUAUGACAGUGAAGAAGAGGAAGAAAACUCCAAUCAUGAUAAUGGGGAUUUCCAUUUAAAAAGGUCUUUCAAUGAACCCUUAAAGGGGGUGGAGUGCUCCACUCCAAAGCCUGUCAAGACGGCAAGUUUCCUGUUGUCUUCCACGCCACACAGAAAGAGCAUUGGCCUAAAUGUAUCUGUGGCAUCCAGGAGGUCUUUAGUGGAAUCCAUGAUUGAAGAUGUAGAAGACCUCCUUGAGGAUAUGGAUGCCGAAGAAGCCGAGCAGUCUGGUACUGUUCCGGAAAGCACAGGUUCUUACAGUGAGUCUGUCAUGGAGGAAGAAGAGCCCAGUGGUGAAACUUUGAACACAGAGAGUGAGGAAACGGGAAGCCAGAGUAUGUUUAAUCAAACCGGUGAAGCUGAACCAACAGAUGGAGGAAGCCUUUUGGAAGAAUCAACCGGUGAUUGUGAACUAGCCUCAGGUGAAUCAAUGGAACAGUGCACCCAGGGACAAACACAGAACAACAAUGCAGCCUCCAGCAUUGUUAGCAAAUCCGCACAUCUUCCAGAGGAUGAGUACGAAAGUCUUUUGAGAACCGGGAAAGAAUUCUAUUCUGCAGGGAAACUCGAAGAGGCUUUGGAUUUAUUUCUCAAGGCUAUUGAUAUCAGAAGUGGAGAUCCUGAAAUUCAGUUAAUGACCAUACAGCUUUAUCGCCGGCUUAGCCAGCUGUAAGAUAAUGAGCAAUUGCCCCAUUAGAAAAUUAUAUACUUUAGAUGUUUUUUUUCUUUCUUUCUUUUCCUUGAAGUAAAUUCAAAGAUCAAGUUUGAAAUGUAUUAUUUUUGCUGCCGGCCUUUGAUGUAUUCAUGGAAUGUGUAUUCAGCGCCAUUUUCCUUUCAAUCAUACAAUUAAAUGUGUUCAAAUUCACAUGUUUUUUAAAUGGUCAAUUUGCAGAUUAUUAAUUUGUAUAAUUGUCAAAUGUGUGCCACAAAUUCACAAGACAUUUUUUCACUGAUGAUUCAUUGUAACUUUUCUGCAAGUUCUUUCAUAUGUGGUUUCAGAAAGUGUUUUCUUCAUGUUGCAUCUCAGCAUUUUGAGAUGGAUGAUCUGUCUUAUGACCACAUGAUGGCGCUCAAGUUGUGUUGUAAAAAAAUGCUCAAGAAACUUGCAUAUCCUAUGCCCUAUAUGCUGGUGUCAGUAUUUGCACUUGGCAGUAUAAUAUCCUCGAUUAUGCUUCUUAACCAGUGAAAUUUAAAAGUUUAAAAUGUGUUGCAUUAAUGCAAAGGCAAGAAUGGUCAAUUUAGUUUUUGAACAUUUUUCUGUUGUAUUUGGAGGUCGCUACAUUGCCUGCUAUUUCUCUGGAUGUCCACAGCAAUCUGUGAUUUGACAAAUUGGAUUGUAACAAAUAGGUCACCUACUGAUUGGAUUGGUUACAUGAGUGUGAGCAUGUGGCAAGGCACUCUUUCGAUCUGUUGUAAUGUGAUUCAUAGUGAUGUGAGUGUGCAGGAACUUGUUCAGUAACCCAUAUUUGUGCAGCUGUGUACAGUAGUAUUCCCAUCUUGAGUCCAAUCU
This is a messenger RNA of Conger conger (European conger), 4719 nucleotides long. RefSeq names its product excision repair cross-complementation group 6-like (gene ercc6l). The coding region runs from base 40 to 3882 and encodes 1280 amino acids. Gene Ontology annotation, molecular function: ATP binding; DNA translocase activity; ATP-dependent chromatin remodeler activity. NCBI's taxonomy places the organism in Eukaryota, Metazoa, Chordata, Actinopteri, Anguilliformes, Congridae. The record is from RefSeq and is a predicted model, not a curated record. The transcript has 3 exons.